GUCAUAGGACAUUGCUGUUAUGUCCUGGGUACGAGUUGCAGUCAGCCAAGCCAAUGAGGAUGUAUUUGAUGAAGAUGCAGAUGAGAUGUAUCUACUACAGAAGGAAUGGAACAGCACCAUGAAAAAAAGAUUGCAGGAAGGCUAUAGGGAUGGAAUUGAGGCUGGUAAAGAACUUGCACUCCAGAAAGGCUUUAAUCAAGGUUACAGACAUGGUGCCAACCUGAUGAUUACAUGUGGCCAGUUCAAAGGAACCCUGAAUGCUCUCUUAUCCUGGUGCCAUUUUAAUGGACAUGAUUCCGCUUUAAGUAAGAUAAAUAAUCUUCUUGACGUGCUUGCAAAGCAUGAAGAUGAUGUGCUUAAGUAUCUGAAUUCUACUGAAGAACAGCCACAUCUUGAACACAUUUUAGACUCUGUUCAGGACAUGGACCUUAAUCACACAGCUUCAGCUGGGACAGAGGACAAUGAAGCUAAAGAUGGAAGACAGCAAGAUGGUGGCAGCUGUGGUGAAAACAUUUGUAGAAAUAAUGGUGAAGUUGGUUCCUUGCAGUCUGAGUGCAGCGAGGCAAACCUCUGCACAGAUCCUGAAAGGUCAACCCUUGCUUGGGUUAAAACACAGAUUGUUGGACUAGUAGAGCAACUGGGCUUACCAUUGGAUAUACUCGAUCAUGUCCUGCAACUGGAACGUUAGUUUUCUG
Molecule: messenger RNA, 695 nt
Organism: Acanthisitta chloris (rifleman)
Lineage: Eukaryota; Metazoa; Chordata; Aves; Passeriformes; Acanthisittidae
Gene: YAE1
Product: Yae1 domain containing 1
Exons: 3
Coding region: 20-688 (222 amino acids)
Source: RefSeq, a predicted model, not a curated record